Messenger RNA from Galeopterus variegatus (Sunda flying lemur), 4445 nucleotides. RefSeq names its product ankyrin repeat and BTB (POZ) domain containing 2 (gene ABTB2). The record is from RefSeq and is a predicted model, not a curated record. Lineage: Eukaryota; Metazoa; Chordata; Mammalia; Dermoptera; Cynocephalidae. Gene Ontology annotation, molecular function: protein heterodimerization activity. Bases 1 to 3078 code for a protein of 1025 amino acids. The transcript is spliced from 17 exons.
AUGGCCGGGACGUACAGCUCCACUCUGAAGACGCUGGAGGACUUGACCUUGGACUCCGGGUAUGGGGCCGGAGACUCGUGCCGCUCGCUCAGCCUCUCGUCCUCCAAGUCCAACUCGCAGGCGCUCAACUCUUCGGCGCAGCAGCACCGCGGGGCGGCCUGGUGGUGCUACUCCGGCUCCAUGAACAGCCGCCACAACAGCUGGGACACGGUGAACACGGUGCUCCCCGAAGACCCCGAGGUGGCCGACCUCUUCUCGCGCUGCCCGCGGCUUCCCGAGCUGGAGGAGUUCCCCUGGACCGAGGGAGACGUGGCCCGGGUGCUCCGCAAAGGCGCCGGCGGCCGGCGGCUGCCCCUGUUCUCCGCCGAGGCGGUGAGGCGCCUGGCCGGGCUGCUCCGCAGGGCGCUCAUCCGCGUGGCCCGUGAGGCGCAGCGCCUGAGCGUGCUGCACGCCAAGUGCACCCGCUUCGAGGUGCAGAGCGCCGUGCGCCUGGUGCACAGCUGGGCGCUGGCCGAGAGCUGCGCGCUGGCCGCUGUCAAGGCGCUGUCCCUGUACAGCAUGAGCGCCGGCAACGGGCUGCGCCGGGGCAAGUCGGCGCGCUGUGGCCUCACCUUCUCGGUGGGCCGCUUCUUCCGCUGGAUGGUGGACACCCGCAUCUCCGUGCGCAUCCACGAGUACGCGGCCAUCUCGCUCACCGCCUGCAUGGAGAACCUGGUGGAGGAGAUCCGGGCCAGGGUACUGGCCAGCCAGAGCCCCGACGGCGGAGGGGCCGGAGGCGGGGAGGUGUCCGCUGAGGCCCUGGAGAUGGUCAUCAACAACGACGCCGAGCUCUGGGGAGUCCUGCAGCCCUACGAGCAUCUCAUCUGCGGCAAGAACGCCAAUGGUGUCCUCUCCCUCCCCGCGUACUUCAGUCCCUACAACGGCGGGUCCCUGGGCCAUGACGAGCGAGCCGAUGCCUACGCUCAGCUGGAGCUCCGGACCCUGGAGCAGUCCCUCCUGGCCACCUGCGUGGGCAGCAUCUCGGAGCUGAGUGACCUGGUCUCCCGCGCCAUGCACCACAUGCAGGGGCGCCACCUCCUGUGUCCAGGCACCAGCCCCGCCCGCCAGCCCCGCCAGCCGCCGCAGCCCAUUACCUGGUCCCCCGAUGCCCUCCACACACUCUACUACUUCCUGCGGUGUCCACAGAUGGAGUCCAUGGAAAACCCCAACCUGGACCCCCCAAGGAUGACCCUGAACAAUGAACGGCCCUUCAUGCUGCUGCCGCCCCUGAUGGAGUGGAUGCGCGUGGCCAUCACCUACGCGGAGCACCGCCGUAGCCUUACCGUGGACAGUGGCGACAUACGGCAGGCAGCCCGGCUGCUGCUGCCUGGCCUGGACUGCGAGCCCCGGCAGCUCAAGCCUGAAUGCUGUUUCAGUUCCUUCCGGAGGCUGGAUGCCCGGGCAGCUACCGAAAAGUUCAACCAGGAUCUGGGUUUCCGCAUGCUCAACUGUGGGAGGACAGAUCUCAUCAACCAGGCCAUCGAGGCCCUGGGGCCGGAUGGGGUAAACACCAUGGACGACCAGGGUAUGACGCCACUGAUGUACGCCUGUGCUGCUGGGGACGAAGCGAUGGUCCAGAUGCUGAUUGAUGCUGGGGCAAACUUGGACCUCCAGGUUCCAAGCAAUUCUCCCAGGCACCCCUCCAUCCACCCUGACAGUCGGCACUGGACCUCGCUGACGUUUGCUGUGCUGCACGGACACAUCUCUGUGGUCCAGCUGCUGCUAGACGCUGGUGCCCACGUGGAGGGCUCGGCAGUGAACAGCGGUGAGGACAGCUACGUGGAGACACCCCUGCAGCUAGCGUCUGCGGCUGGGAACUAUGAGCUGGUCAGCUUGCUGCUGAGCCGUGGCGCUGACCCCCUCCUCAGCAUGCUCGAGGCCAACGGCAUGGCCUCCCCGCUGCAUGAGGACAUGAACUGCUUCAGCCACUCAGCCGCCCACGGCCACAGAAACGUCCUAAGAAAGCUCCUGACGCAGCCGCAGCAGGCCAAAGCAGACGUGCUGUCCCUGGAGGAAAUCCUGGCCGAGGGCGUGGAGGAAAGCGAUGCGUCAAGUCAGGGCAGCGGUGGCGAGGGGCCUGUGCGGCUGAGCCGGACCCGCACGAAGGCCCUGCAGGAGGCCAUGUACUACAGCGCCGAGCACGGCUACGUGGACAUCACCAUGGAGCUGAGGGCGCUGGGCGUCCCCUGGAAGCUACACAUCUGGAUCGAGUCUCUGAGGACCUCCUUCUUCCAGUCACGGUACUCGGUGGUGCAGGGCCUCCUGCGGGAUUUCAGCUCCAUCAAGGAGGAGGAGUACAAUGAGGAGCUGGUGACCGAGGGCUUGCAGCUCAUGUUCGACAUCCUCAAGACCAGCAAAAACGACUCCGUCAUCCAGCAGCUGGCCACCAUCUUCACCCACUGCUACGGCAGCAGCCCCAUCCCCAGCAUCCCAGAGAUCCGGAAGACCCUGCCGGCCAGGCUAGACCCUCACUUCUUGAACAACAAGGAGAUGUCAGAUGUGACCUUCCUGGUGGAAGGAAAGCUGUUUUAUGCACAUAAAGUCCUGCUGGUGACAGCUUCCAACAGGUUCAAGACACUGAUGACCAAUAAAUCAGAGCAAAAUGGAGACAGCAGCAAAACCAUCGAGAUCAGUGACAUGAAGUACCACAUUUUUCAGAUGAUGAUGCAGUAUCUGUACUAUGGAGGGACAGAAUCCAUGGAAAUCCCCACCACUGACAUCCUGGAGCUGCUGUCGGCUGCCAGCCUGUUCCAGCUGGAUGCCCUGCAGAGGCACUGUGAGAUCCUGUGCUCCCAGACUCUCAGCGUGGAGAGUGCCGUGAACACCUACAAAUAUGCCAAGAUCCACAAUGCCCCAGAACUGGCGCUGUUCUGUGAGGGCUUCUUCCUCAAGCACAUGAAAGCCCUGCUGGAGCAGGACUCCUUCCGGCAGCUCAUCUACGGCCGCAGCAGCAAAGUGCAGGGCCUGGACCCCCUGCAGGACCUGCAGAGCACACUGGCCGAGCGAGUGCACUCUGUCUACAUCACCUCCCGGGUGUGAGGCGGGUGCCAAGGGCGGCUGGUUGAGGCCCUCUUGGAGCCAGGCUCAUGGGGCUGUUUCCCCCUCCUUCCCCAGAUGCUCUCUCUGGUGUUGAUCUGUCCUUGGGUAGGCACAUGUGCCCUGAGCCCCCGCAUCAUUGGGCAAUCCCACCCUCAACCCCUCUGUCCCAGAGCCAACCAUGUGUUCGACCAGUGAUGGGUGAAGGGGGGAUGUGGCAAAAAGUUGGCCCCUCUCUCCACGCCCCCUCCCUCACCAUGGCUAGCCACUGUGCACUCGUCCUGUGUGCCCUGUCCCUCCUGCGGGUCAGCAGCUGGUCUUGAUCCACCUGCCCCAGCUCCUUCUGAUCACGCCUUCUAAGCUUUGCCACCUCAAGGGCUUAGUAAGCUAAGCCUAUCCAAUGGGGGCUCUUGGGAGUGUGGGUGUCCUUUUGAAUGUAUAGAAUGUAUGCUGUCUGGGCCCCAGGCCACUUAAUUCCAAGCUAGCAUUUGUCUUCUAAAUGUCACAUAAGAAAGGCUGUCCAAGUCCCUGGACUUACUCAAGGCUGUGCCUUUGAAAGGUUGACAUGGGCCUCCAGGAGGCCUGGGGAUCCCUGCACAGAUGGCCACAUUGAGUCUGGGCCUACAGAGGUCCUCCCUUUGGGACUGCCAGCUUGCUCACUUGGUGGCUUCUGAGCCAACGGUGGCGUGGGAGUGCCAGGAGUACAAUGCAGGAGACUGGUGGCCUCAGCUCUUGUUGCUGCUGUUUUUAGAGGCCAAAGUCAAGGGGUCACUUCUGAAACCUCAGGCCUAGGCUCAGGAAGCAGAACCUAAACAUCCUCCCUGGUCGUCUCUGAAGUGAAAGUUUCCUUUAAUUUAGAACUGGAAAACUGGGCAAACACUCACCACUGGGAGCUGUGGCUCUUGGGGAUAAAGGACAGGGCACUGGGGGUGGAAGGGCUGGGAGAAGAGGACAUUCUGCUGUGCCCCCUCCCCUACCUACGUUGUGUUCUUUAGGCCCUGGGCUCACCUGGAGUGGAGGUGCAGCAUCAGGUCCAAUACCUGUCGUACUUAUGGGCCAGACACUGGGCAGCAUCGAGGACAGCUCGCCCUGGGUAUAGCCUUCUUCAGCUGUCUGGCCGCACCUUAGAAACUAUUUAUUCAUCCAAAGCCCCAGGCAUUUCAGGAGGUGUCACAUCAGUCACUUUGAAAAGCCCCUGGGCACUUGCAAUCCUGGAAAAUAUUUUUGACUAGCCGCUUGAGCUGGCUGUACAAAGGAUAGGCGUUAUUUUAUUGCUGUAAUAUUGUAUGAUACUGUAACUGUACAUUAAUGUUGUCACCUACUGUAAAUGUACCAUGGUUUUAUUAACAAUAAAUACUCAUUAACAAUGA